AUGAAUUUCCAGGAUGACGAUGAAGCCCCACGUGCCAAAAGGAGAUUCGAAAAGAUCAAUGCGAAAUUCGAGAGGUUCAGCAUCUCGGGUGAUGACGAAGGCAAUAAGCAGCCUGAGAUGGAUACAUCUGACUCGGACGCUGAUGACGAUGAUCUUGCUGAUGAUGAAUGGUUUGCUAAUGAUGAGUUUACUGAUGAUAAACCAGCGCAAGUGAUAGUGGAGGAGCCAACCGAUGAACCGAAUCAGUUGCUUCUCAAUGACUGUCUACAACGCUACUUAGACCUCAUGAAGCAAACGAAUGGGAUUAGUAUACCAACGAGGUAA
Molecule: messenger RNA, 324 nt
Organism: Cooperia oncophora
Lineage: Eukaryota; Metazoa; Nematoda; Chromadorea; Rhabditida; Trichostrongylidae
Source: the annotation of a GenBank genome assembly